Messenger RNA from Ricinus communis (castor bean), 844 nucleotides. RefSeq names its product ferredoxin-thioredoxin reductase catalytic chain, chloroplastic. The record is from RefSeq and is a predicted model, not a curated record. Gene Ontology annotation, molecular function: oxidoreductase activity, acting on iron-sulfur proteins as donors. The transcript is spliced from 7 exons. Lineage: Eukaryota; Viridiplantae; Streptophyta; Magnoliopsida; Malpighiales; Euphorbiaceae. Bases 202 to 657 code for a protein of 151 amino acids.
UUUGUACAAAAAGAUGAUGCUGAAUGGCUGAUGUUGGGUCAUCCAUUUAGAUCACUUCUUCCUUAAAAUUCCAAGCCUUCUUCCGAUUUCAAGGAUCAAAGAGUCCAAAUUCUGAAGCCAUUCUAGUUGCCCCAAUUUAUUCCAGGACUGUUGCAUCUCCAAGCACAUAAUCCCACCUUUCUCCAGCUAAAUUUGACAGUGAUGAGUCUUCAAGCAAGUUCCUGCAGCAGCUACGGUACCAUCUCCUCUUUCAUUUCCCCACUCAAAACCGCCGCCCGUCUCCGCCGCGCGAAGCUCACCGUAAUUCGAGCCAAAGCUGAACCAUCGGAGAAAUCAGUAGAGAUAAUGAGGAAAUUUUCAGAGCAGUAUGCUCGUAAAUCUGGAACGUAUUUCUGCGUCGAUAAGGGUGUCACUUCUGUUGUCAUUAAGGGAUUAGCAGAACAUAAAGACACAUUGGGUGCACCUCUUUGCCCUUGUCGGCAUUACGAUGAUAAGCCAGCUGAAACAAGUCAGGGCUUUUGGAAUUGUCCUUGUGUCCCCAUGAGAGAAAGGAAGGAGUGCCACUGCAUGCUCUUUCUUACUCCAGAGAAUGACUUUGCAGGCAAGGAUCAGGAAAUCUCCCUGGAAGAAAUUAAGGAAGCAACAGCAAAUAUGUAAUGACUAAUGUAUUGUAUUAUUGUAUUCUUUCUUUUUCCUCAUUUCCUUUUUGUUGAGCUGAUGAGCUAUCACCUUGUAUUUUGGCCAAAAUUAUUACCACAAUCCUCGUGCGUGUAUAUUAUAUGCUAAUGAGGAAACCAAUCUGAUUUAUUAGUAUUACAAUUACACUUUGAAAUAUUCUUACUUA